Molecule: messenger RNA, 2802 nt
Organism: Capra hircus (goat)
Lineage: Eukaryota; Metazoa; Chordata; Mammalia; Artiodactyla; Bovidae
Gene: SSC4D
Product: scavenger receptor cysteine rich family member with 4 domains
Exons: 11
Coding region: 354-2102 (582 amino acids)
Cellular component (GO): membrane
Source: RefSeq, a predicted model, not a curated record
CCCUCCACCCCAGAGCUCCUCCUCGGCCCGGUCCCCCUUCUGGGGGCUGCUCCAGACCCUGCAGGCCACCUCCGCUCUCUCUUUGCCUCCCUCUCCCCACAAGUUCGAGUGGGGACAGGCUGGGGCCACCAGCCAGCUCCAUGGACGGGGGACUUCACCUCUGCUCACCUCCCAGCUUUGGAAAGAAAAGAAGAAAGGUCUGCGUUGCUUUGCAUCUGGGAGAUCCUUCCCCGUCCUAAACUUCUGGAGGCAGGAAAAAGGGACUUGACCUCGGAUUGACUAUAAAGAAAGGAACAGAGAGAGCCUAGAACCUUCCCACAGAUGUUCCAGCUGUGACUUCUCACCGCAUCUUGAUGGGACCAUUGGAAGGACCACCCAUUGGCUGGACACACAAGGAAGCAGAGAUGCACACUGGUCCCCAGCCUGAUGAGAGGAGCAGGGGAUGGGGUUCCAGAGACAGGAGCGCUGCCCCUUCCCCUCUCCCCCCAGCCCUGUCCUUCAUCCUCCUAUUGCCACUGGCUGGUGCCCUACAGCCCACCUCACUGCCCUUUCCAGAACUCAGGCUGGUGGGGGGCCCGAGCCGCUGCCGGGGCCGCCUGGAGGUCCUACACGGGGGCUCCUGGGGCAGCGUCUGCGACGACGACUGGGACGUGGUGGACGCCAAUGUGGUGUGUCGUCAGCUGGGCUGCGGCCUGGCGCUGCCUGUGCCCCGGCCCCUCGCCUUCGGCCAGGGCCGAGGCCCCAUCCUGCUGGACAACGUGGAGUGCCGCGGGCAGGAAGCCGCCCUGAGUGAGUGCGGCAGUCGAGGCUGGGGCGUGCACAACUGCUUCCACUAUGAGGACGUGGCGGUCUUGUGUGAUGAAUUCUUGCCCACGCAGACCCUAACAAGGAGAGUGUUAACCAGCAGGGCACCCCCUACAACGCCCCAGAAUGGAAAAGGUGAGGGCAGCGUGCGCCUGGUGGGGGGCGCAGGCCCGUGCCAAGGCCGAGUGGAGAUCCUGCACGGUGGCCUGUGGGGCACCGUGUGUGACGACGACUGGGGGCUGCCAGACGCGGCCGUGGUGUGCCGCCAGCUGGGCUGCGGGGCGGCCCUGGCAGCCACUACCAACGCCUUCUUCGGCUACGGCACGGGGCACAUCCUGCUGGACAACGUGCACUGUGAAGGCGGCGAGCCCCGUCUAGCAGCCUGCCUGAGUCUGGGCUGGGGCGUGCACAACUGCGGCCACCACGAGGACGCCGGCGCGCUCUGCGCAGUCCUGGGCCACCCGACUCUCACAGCACUGCCACCGUUGGCCACAAGAGUGGACUGGGCCUGGCACACAGAGCCAGAGGCUACAGGAGUCGGUGCCCUACCUUCCAGGGAGCCCGCACGGCUCACCACUGCUGCCUGGGCGGCAGGGAAAAGCGGGCGGCUGCGGCUGGUGGGUGGCCCAGGCCCGUGCCGCGGCCGCGUGGAGGUGCUGUACGCCGGGGGCUGGGGGACCGUGUGCGACGAUGACUGGGACUUCGCGGACGCGCGCGUGGCCUGCCGCGAGGCGGGCUGCGGGCCGGCGCUGGGGGCCACGGGCCUCGGCCACUUCGGCUACGGCCGCGGCCCCGUGCUGCUGGACAACGUGGGCUGCGCCGGUACGGAGGCCCGCCUCAGCGACUGCUUCCACCUGGGCUGGGGCCAGCACAACUGCGGCCACCAUGAGGAUGCGGGCGCGCUCUGCUCAGGUCCAGAGGAGCUAGUCCAGCAGGAGGGUGCUGAGACCACCCGGGUGCCCACUCCUCGGCCCAGGGACGGACACCUACGUCUGGCCAACGGAGCCCACCGAUGUGAGGGGCGUGUGGAGCUCUUCCUAGGGCAGCAGUGGGGCACUGUCUGUGAUGAUGCUUGGGACCUGCGGGCAGCUGGCGUCUUGUGUCGCCAGCUGGGCUGUGGCCAGGCCCUGGCAGCCCCUGGUGAGGCCCGCUUUGGCCCAGGCCGAGGCCCUAUUCUCCUGGACAAUGUCAAGUGCCGUGGGGACGAGAGUGCCCUGCUGCUGUGCUCUCACAUCCGCUGGGAUGCCCACAACUGUGACCACAGCGAGGAUGCCAGUGUCCUGUGCCAGCCGGCGUGACCCAGCUUGCUCUGCAGACCACCUCUUCUGGGAGCCUACUGCGGCCUGCCCCUCUUCCUCCAGGAAGUCCUCCUCCUGUGACAGCAGCGGUUCACUCUGCCCUGCCCUCCCCUUGCCUGGGAGCGAGCCUGCCCAAAUGGUGUGGUCCUGCCUAGGGGAGCAUAGCCCAUCAACUUAGUAUGUGACCUCACUGUCAUCACCUAUGGUGGGCCCAGUUCAAUGAAAGCUCCCACUGUCUGCUCAGCUCAAACAGAAAGUGGUGGGAAGUGAAUAACUCCUAACUGUCCUCUUUGGCAGGGGUCCCGUUACGGGAACCCUGACCCAGCCUUCCUGGUCUGUGCUCCAGAAGGUUCAGCUGUAAAUGGGGUAUAUCCCUUCCCUCCCGCCUCUACUCAUCUUGGAAUCCUCAAGAAGAGGGAAGGCAGGAGAGGCCUACAGUUGUGACCUUAGACUGCCAAGGGCUGCAGAAGAACUGGGGUCAUUGCUCUGGCCUGCUAAAGAGGGCCAGAUGGUGCUUGGCUGGACAAGGGGACUGGAAGGGGCCAAAGCAAUGACAGUGGCCCCAACCUGCAGCUGGAACCAGCAACUCUGAUUUCUGCUGCCCCCAUGACACAGCCUCCAUUUUGCAGAUGCAAAGAACCCUGGGGGCUGUAGCCACCCGUUCAUAGGUGCCAAGUCAAUAAAGCAUUGUUUCCCCGCC